This is a messenger RNA of Chenopodium quinoa (quinoa), 1251 nucleotides long. RefSeq lists its product as uncharacterized. The coding region runs from base 491 to 1207 and encodes 238 amino acids. The record is from RefSeq and is a predicted model, not a curated record. The transcript has 2 exons. Lineage: Eukaryota; Viridiplantae; Streptophyta; Magnoliopsida; Caryophyllales; Amaranthaceae.
AGUGGCGGAGCUAGGGUGGGUUGAACCCACUGAUUUUUUGAAAAAAAUUAAAUACUUUUUUUAAAAAAAAAAAAAAUCAAAAUAGGUUUAAAUAGAAUAUUUGUGUAUUAUAUGACAACAAGUAAAGUUGUAGCCCAGUGGUUAUUUUUACCUCCCAUCACACAAUUUUUUAAUUUUGUUUCCUGAGCUUUCCCUGCUUCCAGCUUUCCUCUUCCUCAUUCCCCCAAAUUGCAAAACCCUAACUUCUUCCUCCCUCUCUUAAUCUCUUCCCGUUCUUCCUCCUUCAGUCCUUCUCUUCCCGUUCUUCCUCCUUCUCUUCCCGGCGCAACACGGCAACAGUCAGCAGAACGCCAGAACACGGUGGCAGCGGCAGCGCACCAGCCACUCACCCAGCAGGCCAGCAGACCCACCGUCGUCCGUCACAGCACUGACAGCCUCACAGCCGUGUAUCGGUGUAUGUAGCAGACUAGCAGUAUAUACCUAUUAUACCAUGAGUUUAGAGUCAUUUUGGAAACGUGCCGGGAAGUCACAAAAGUCUUCAACUUGUUCUUCACCUAGUUCAAGGGAUCCUCCAAUAGAAGAACAUGUGUCUCCUAAUGAUGAUGAGGUUCCUAUUGCUGCAACAAUUCCACCACCUGAGAACACAGGUCCAAGUGUUCCAAAUACUACUGUUGACUCCGAUGAUACUCGCAUUUAUGAUGUUGAUCUUCUUCCACAUGACCCUGGAAAAAGAAUUCCAAUUAUGGAGUAUCCUCCUAAUGAUCGAGAUGCCGUAAGGAGAGGCUAUAUUACAAAGAAACGUUGUGAUCCACGCACACAUAAUUUUCCUCAAAGAAAAGUUGGAGGUAUGCGCCGUUUUAAUGUUACUUGGUUUGAUAAAUAUGAGUGGCUUGAAUAUAGUGUUGAGAAAGAUGCGGCUUUUUGUUUUGUGUGCUAUUUGUUCACUGAUAAAGUUGAUUAUUCUUUGGCUGUUAAUGAUUCCUUUAUUAAAGGGGGAUUUAGAGGAUGGAAUAAGACUGGUAGAUUUGAUGUUCAUGUGGGUGGUAUUGGUAGUUUCCAUAAUCAGGCUAAUGAGAAAUAUAGUAUGUUUAUCAACCCAAAGACAUCAAUUGCUGAAUCUCUUUGCACUUAUUCUAAGGAAGCUAAACUACAAUACAAAUCUCGCUUGACUUAUUCAUUGAAAUGUAUUAGAUUUCUUUUAAAUUAAGGUUUAGCUUGUCGUGGGCAUAAUGAAAGUGAAGAAUCUUGGAA